Molecule: messenger RNA, 4551 nt
Organism: Halteromyces radiatus
Lineage: Eukaryota; Fungi; Mucoromycota; Mucoromycetes; Mucorales; Cunninghamellaceae
Product: cortical protein marker for cell polarity-domain-containing protein
Exons: 11
Coding region: 228-4292 (1354 amino acids)
Biological process (GO): positive regulation of establishment of bipolar cell polarity regulating cell shape
Cellular component (GO): plasma membrane of growing cell tip
Molecular function (GO): protein binding
Source: RefSeq, a predicted model, not a curated record
UUUUUUUUGUCUAAAUAUCAAAAAAGUUACUUUUUUGUCCUCCUUCUUUUUUCUUUAUUACACUUUUUUUUUUCUUUUUUCUUUCUCCUUCUUCAAUCACUUUUUUUUUUAUUAUUAUUUCUUUCUUUUUAUUUUAUUGUUUAACUUUUAAGAAAAAGUCGUAUAUUCACUUUUAACGGUGCAGUAAUCUUCUUUCCUCCCCACUUUUUUAUUAUUUGAUAACCAAUAUGAUCCACCAAUAUGGGUGGCUCAUUAUUCUAUUAUCUUUUCAACUAAUAGUCGCUCAACAAUUAUUACCACCUUUACUCGAUUCAGAACGUGUCGGUCAAUUAGGUAUUGUAGGUCAAUUCGCUGGUCUUUCACCUUACACGAACUCAGCCCAAACUGGUAAUCCUUCACCUGGUAUCUCUAUCUUUGAACAAGACCCUACUUCAAUAUUUUCAUCACUUGUCAUUGGUAAUGGUAAAAUAUAUUCAAGUUGUAUCUUGGAUCAACAAUUAUAUCUUGGUGGUUCCUUUACAACUUUAUCUUCCAACAACAACAACAAUAAUAAUAAUAAUAAUCUUCAACUAAACAAUAUCGCUCGAUGGGAUUUGAAUACCAAUACGUUAUCAGCACUUGAUCAAGGUUUAGAUGGUCCAGUCUAUUCUUUAUAUUGUGAUGAUACCAAUCAUACUGUUUAUGUAGGUGGUGAAUUUCAUCAACCAAUAGGUAUGAAUUCUACGUCUUUUGCUGGAAGUGUGGCCCAAUGGUUCAAUAAUCAAUGGCUUCCUUUACCUUGGCAAGGUUUUAAUGGUCCUGUUCAUGUUAUUACUCACAAUUCAAAAAGAAAUACUCUUCUAUUUGGUGGUCGAUUUGAUGCUACUGGUGAUGGUGUUUAUUUCAAUACAAAUACUAGUCAAUUGGUGAAUUUAGAUCAACCUACGGUGAUUAGUUCUGGAAAUGGUGCAUUAUCAGGGAACAAUAGUCAACCUAAUAGUAUUAUAUGUCCAAAUUCUACUCCUCAAAAUAUCACUCAACCAUGGUUAUUACAAUCUGAUGUUCCUGGUUAUUGGCAAGCUACUUUUCCAUAUCCUAUUCAACCUUCUAUGUUUCGAAUUAGCAACACCCAAUUACCGGAUCAAGCAACAAGGGCUUUUAGUAUUCUAGCCCUGGGUUCCAAUGAAUUGUUUCAACUCAGUUUUAUUGAUCCUACUACUCGAUUACCUACAACAUGUAGUGAUAUGUGUUUUUUAGCCAAUAGUCCCAAUAUCACUUUUCAAGAUUUUUCUGUGGAAAAUAGUAUUAAUACAACUGGUAUACGUAUCCAAAUUCAUUCUUGGUAUGGUUCAGGGGGUGGAUUAGGAAAUGUCCAAAUCUAUCAAGCAGAUAAUACCCUAAAUCCUCAUCUUGGUGGAAACAAUAAUUGUACUGGAUCAAAUUUUCCAUCUACUUCUGUGAUUGGACAAUGGAAAGAAACGUUUGCUUAUGGAUCCUAUGAAAACUUUUUGACAUCUACUUUUCCAUCAUCUGAAUUAUCAACAACUAACACCUCAUUGACCUAUUCACCAUAUAUUCCAUCUCAAGGUAAAUAUACAAUAUACGCUAAUACACCAGGUUGUGUCGGUACCAGCAAUUGUGAUCAACGUACCCAAGUAGAAUUAACGAUUCAAAUGACACCAAAUAAUAUCAUCACUAUGAUGAUCGAUCAAACAAAUCCUCAAGAUAUAUCAACGAUGAUUUAUGAUGGACUCAUUGUCCCUUCCACUAGUACUUUUCAACCCACCAUCACUCUUCGACCAUCUCCAAAUGCAACCAUACCAGCAAGUUCCAAUGUUACCCUAGUUGCUGAAUCGCUAUCCUUUGUACGUAAUGGUACAAAUGCAACUCUGAUUAGUAUUCUGGAAUUCAGUCCUCAAAACUACUCCACCCAGCAAUCUCUCGCAUGGCAUCCUCUGACAGAUCAAUUGACUCCUGGAUCAACUGUCCAUACAUUGGAUGCAUCUAAUGGUGAUGUUUUGUAUAUUGGAGGCCAAUUUGUCGGUAUCACUAGUCCUUAUAGAAACAUCGCUGCAUAUGAUUAUAAUUUAGGCAAGAUCUCUACACUGAAUGGAAACGGACUCGAUGGAAACGUUACAAGUCUCUUGUUAUCUGGCACUGAUUUGUACGUGGGUGGAUUAUUCAACAACACAAUCGAUCAACAAUUGACAGGAUUGAAUCAUGUAGCAGUAUAUCAUACCACCAAUCAAUCUUGGUCCACAUUAGCUCACGGUACGGACGGAAAUGUUGAAGCAAUGAUAUCUUCUCUUGACAGUUCUACUAUCACGAUUUCAGGCGAUUUCAAUCAUGUGAUUCAACCAAAUGGUCGAUCAAAGAUAAGCACAAAUAACGCGAUUUGGAAUCCACUUCAACAAAAAUGGACAGAUCGACAAGCAUUCAUUGCUGGUAGUAUCAAUUCAUGGCAACCUUUCGCAACAUCCACUAAAAAUAGCAGCAACAUGUUAGUUGGAAAUUUACAAGCAGCACAAACGUUCUAUUCCGUCGGUGCUACCACAUUUUCUUCAUUAACAGCACCUUUAUGGACACAGUAUUAUGGACUUUUUGAUAAUGAUGACACAGCCACCGUUAACUCUGGACUUUUCUGGCACAACAGCACAUCCAAUCAACAAGUGACAAUUCUAGGCGGUCAAUUUACCAUGCAAAACGGUGCCAUUGCCAACAUUGCUUUGUAUCAUGACAAUACUUGGUCCGGAUUCCAGCUUACCAAUAGCGAUGCCUCUCCUUCAAUGGUAAAUGCUUUAUUACAAAUUCAAGGGAUUCUUUAUAUUGGUGGUCAAUUCUCUGGACAAAUUCAACAGCAAUCGGUGAAAAGUAUAGCGAUCUAUAGUCUUACUGAUCAAUCAUCAGUCCCAGUGAGUGGUCUUACUGAUGAUACGGGUGCGCCUGGAAAAGUCAACGUGAUGCAACCUUCUAUUGAUGGAACUAAGAUAUACAUUGGUGGCAACUUUGCAAAGGCUGGAUCCCUUGGUUGCACUGCAGUCUGCGAAUGGGAUGUUAAUAUUCGACAAUGGAAUCCUGUGGGUCAAGGUUUAGCAGGUGAAGUACAAGGACUAUCGGUUGGCAACAAUAAAUUGACAGUGAUUGGACCUCUACUUAAUCAGCAACAAUCUACAAAGAUCGCACAAAUUAAUCCUUCCAGCAGUUCGACAUGGUCAACUCCAGUUUCUUCCAACACUGAUCUUCAGAAAUUGACAUUGACAGCUGUUAUAGAUGCUCCUGAUGACAGUGUGCUAGUGGCUGGUCAAACAUCUGAUUCUCAAACAGUGGUUGGGGUAGUAGAUUCGCAACAACAGUUCUCUGUGUUAUCGUCAUCGACUCAACAGCAACAAACCUCUUCAUCAUCAUACCUAUUACCUGGAGGUAACAUUCAACAACUUUUAUUUGUCCCUACAGCCAAUUCAGCCGCCGAUCAAUCUCGAUAUCCUCCUAAUACAAACUCUGUUUUAAUGGCUGCUGGACAACUUCAAUUAUCAAAAUCUGGCAAUGCGACAGUAGCUCUGUUUGAUGGUACUUCUUGGUCUCCAUAUGUUUUGUCAUCUCAAUUCAAUGGUCAACCUGGUCAAGCACAUGCUAUUUUCCAUGAAUUGGAUUGCUGUAAAGCAAGUAAUAUUCGACAUUAUCUUCCUGUACCAGCGGUAAUCCUUAUUUCUAUUGCGAUUUCAUUGGGAUUAUUGUUUUUAUUGGUAGGAAUGGGAUUAGGAUGGAUGUUUUUGAAAAGACGUCGACAAGGACUGGAUUAUCCCGAACCAAUGCCUCCAUGGCAACCUUCCUCAAAUUCACCUCCUGUAGCUGGAUAUUCUGAUCAAGACGCUGGUUCAUCAACACAAUGGCGACCUUCUUCAAGUAUUGCGGCUAUAUUGGAUGCAGCACAACUGGCGACGUUGGGUGGAGCGGCAGGACUGGCCAUUGCUUCGUCUUCACAGCAAAAGAACAAGGGAGAUGAAGUGAAUGAUUUGAACGUUGGUGAUCGUCAACAUGGUCCGGGUACAGCUACUUUUGAUCAAUUGAAAGCCUUGGCUCUCCUUCAAGCUGGUAACACUGGCCCUGCGACAGAUGAACGACCUCAAUUAUAUUGUGCGAAAUACCCAUUUGAUGCAAAAGAAUUUGGAGAAUUAGGUUUUGAUGCCAAUGAAUCUAUUGUGGUGACAGAUACAAGUGAUAAUGUCUGGUGGAUGGGUUAUAAAGAUGAUGGCACUGGCAAACCUAUCUCUGGUCUUUUCCCAAGCAACUAUGUAUCAAGAUCUUCUACAUAAACUAUGAUAUUCCCUUUUUAUAACAAAUUAUACAUACCUAUUCCAUUUUUUUUUUUUUUUAGUCUCUUUUUUCCUUGAUUCUGUUACAUCUUUACUUUUUCAUUUGCAUUCACCUUAUUCUUUACUUUUUUAUCAUAAUACUAGUAUCUUGUUAUAUCAUAUUUCUUCUUUUACAAAAACAUUCGUUUUAGUGUUACUUUUUUUUUCCCCUUGUUGGGGUUUAUAGACUCAAUUAAUAAAAUAAAAAAGCAAAUCAAAC